Messenger RNA from Mesocestoides corti, 945 nucleotides. Lineage: Eukaryota; Metazoa; Platyhelminthes; Cestoda; Cyclophyllidea; Mesocestoididae. The record is from the annotation of a GenBank genome assembly.
AUGGCCGUGUUCGUCAUUCACACGGGUACCGAUUGCAUAUAUCGUCUAGAUAGGUUAACUGCAGGCCCGGAGAAUCAACUUGAUUUUAUCCCACCUCGCGCCAUGCCACUGCAUGCCAGUAGUCUCAUAGCAUGCCUGAGUGCGCUUUCCGCAUCCGUCAAUCGAGAGGAAUGGACCUGGCGAGCACUGCGUCUGCUUUCCCGUCGAUGUUCUCAAUUUUACACAAAUUGGAAUCCUCCAGGCCGCCCCAUAAAAGACUAUCUAACCAACAUCUUAACAGAAAAGCUUCACUUCGAGGGUAGUGAAAAUCGUACCAAUGGCGAAGUGAAUCAAAAGCAACUGGCCAGAGGUCCUGGUGGUGGUCGAGGCGACGCCGUAAGCCUAACUUCUAAAUCAACUAACCCUCAACUCAAGCCUGCUUCUCAGGUUGCCGGGGGCAGUCAAAGGACUCCAGUUACCGUCUCAAAGAAGGUGAAUGAAGAUGAAGCGCCUUCUCUUCGAACGCGUUCCAGAUCCCCUCUGGUUUCGAGGGGACAUUCGCCCUUAACAGAUAAUCUCACACCCGUUAUUGACACCUCCACUAAUGUAAGUCUUUUUGAAGACUUUCUUCAGCGUCAAUACGAGUUCGGAAUUCAACUUAUUCGAAAGCUUUACGAUCUCUUCAAACUCUGUGAUGUAAUUCAGCACCGUAAACCGUUUUUGCAGCAACCUACUGGCAAUUUAGUUACAGCCGUGGUCUUUUGGUUUGGUUUGUUACAGAAGGCUAAUUCGCUACUUUCGGGUGACGAUGGUGAGGAAGAGGAAGAUGAGAUCGAAGACACAGAUGGCGAAGCCGCUGACGAUGAUGAUGACCUUGAGAGUGGUGACCCUGACGACCCACAGACCGAAGAGAAAAUCCCGUCAACUUCACAAUCCGGUCGAAUAAGGCAGGAGCCUCGGGAUUAA